AUGCGCACCUCCAUCCUCCUCCCCUCGCUCCUAGCGACCUUCGCCUCCGCCGUCUGCCCCGGCGCCAACUUCGCCGUCGGCAACGUGCAAACCACCGGCGACACGUCCACCUGGAACGUGUACGACUCCCAAUGCAACGUCGUCGAGAGCCUGGUUACCAAGGAGAAUCCGUGCACGAGCGGCAUGUUUGGGUGCGUUGGCGGCACGUUUAGGCAGUACACGAAUUCGGCGUCGAAGCUCAUAUAUGAUUGCCGCAAGGUGUAUGAUGGACAGGCGUGUGGGGCGAAUACAAUUGACGUUUGUUGCCGGAAUGAUGGGAAGAAGUUUACGACGAUUGUGGAUUUCAAGAGGGCGGAGGCUACGCCUGUAGCUUGA
Parastagonospora nodorum SN15 is the source of this 375-nucleotide messenger RNA. RefSeq lists its product as hypothetical. Lineage: Eukaryota; Fungi; Ascomycota; Dothideomycetes; Pleosporales; Phaeosphaeriaceae. The coding region runs from base 1 to 375 and encodes 124 amino acids. The record is from RefSeq and is a predicted model, not a curated record. The transcript has 3 exons.